Molecule: messenger RNA, 6864 nt
Organism: Sitodiplosis mosellana (orange wheat blossom midge)
Lineage: Eukaryota; Metazoa; Arthropoda; Insecta; Diptera; Cecidomyiidae
Product: protein Shroom
Exons: 11
Coding region: 931-5064 (1377 amino acids)
Biological process (GO): actin filament organization
Cellular component (GO): apical junction complex; adherens junction; apical plasma membrane
Molecular function (GO): actin filament binding
Source: RefSeq, a predicted model, not a curated record
AGUACUCCGUUGCGCUUUCGUCACUUAGGUUCAGUGUGUUAAACGUGAGAUACGUGUGCUUUGCUUUUUCAUUUAUUGUUUGCGUUGUACUUUGCAGCGAUAGAGAGGGAGAGAGAGUGUAUAACAAUAAUAACAUCUCGUGUAUCAUUCGGUAAAUAUUAUUACGGUGUUUCGCAUAUAUUAUUUGGCCAUUGAUUUUUAACUUUGUUGCGCACAACGAAAAAUCUAAUGUAAUAAUUACAUUGCAAGUGAAAUAUUUCCACUGUAAGAAAGAUUUCAAAAUUUAGCUGAGCCCGCUUGCAUCGUUAUCAGAUAAACGUGACAGUUAAUCAUUACGUGAAGUCUGGUUUUUGUGAUGAAAAAAAAAAUCAACCAUAGUUAAUGAAAUGAAGGGAAAACUAAAGUGUGUGCAGUAUUAAGAAAUCAAGUAAAAAAAAAAUAGAACGGGGAAAUUUUGUUAUUGAAGAAAUCUGCGUGGUGCGAUUUUUGAGUGCCUGAUUGGUGAAGCUCUACGGAAGAUCAGUAUCAAUAGUCAACUGACAAUAUCCAAGAGGUGACAGCGAAAAACAUUUCAUCUACAAUAGUUUUGUGUGAAGAAAUUCGUAAAAAUCGGAAUUUACAAGAGUAAAAACGAAGUAUAAGAUAGAAAAAGUGUUUUCGUGUUAAAAUUUGCACAACGAACGUAUCGUAAAUGAUCGAUAGUGAGAUUGACACUUUGUGAUGGGCUACCGUUUGGUAUCGUCUUUACAUUGUAAAAGAAAUCGCCGCGUGUUUUCGAUCAAAUAAAGUCAUCGGUCAAGGCGGUACACGUGAGUGAAAACGUUUUUGGUGAUCCUGAAGGGGUCACAUUUGGCAAUCUGCAUCUGUAUACGCAUCCGAGGUGCUGUUGCACGGUUUGUCGUCUGCGCUCCAGUAAAUUCUUCGGCAUCAAUGGAAUCAUCAUCGUCAAACUCCAGUUUCUUACUUCGAAAACCAUAUUUGAAUAGUGUUGGGUUUGGCGACUUUGGUAUAACUUCAAUAGCUGGCUCCAUACAGGGCGACAACAUUGUGAGCCCAGCCACCACAUUAACUCAAGCUGAACUUGAAGAAUAUAGUCGACUUCAGUACAUUCACCAUCAGAAGCAAUCAUCGUAUGCUCAAUCGGAAGGCUAUCACAGCUACGUUUCGAGCACGGACUCAACGUCAGCAACACCAUUUCUCGAUCGACUGCGUCAGGAGAGUGAAUUAUUGUCAAGAUCAUCUUCACAACAUUGGUCGCAGUCCGAUUUGCAAUUGUACGCCUCCACAACGAACAUAGCGACCGAUAAUGAUGCAGCGCCAGUGCAUUGUCCGGACAGCAUAUCAUCGACGGAAACAUUAAAAUGGUUAGGUUCAAUGAGCGACAUAUCUACAUCGAGUCAUACAACAAAUACUUCGCAUAUUUCGGUUUCAGGUUCAGCACCGCACUUAAUUGCACAUAGUUCAAGAGUUAGGGUCCACCGUUCCGAAAGUGCUUUGUAUAUGAGCGAUGAUCAAAUACUAUCAGCCAAAUCUAAUAAUAUCAAGACAGAAGGAGAAUCAGAACAAUCUAGUCGAAAUAAUCAUAGAUUGUUUCCCGUGGACACAUACAGAGAGACGAACACAUCGCCCGAACCGAAGCUCUUCCAUAAUAAUCAACAAUCGGAUAAGCCGCCAAUCAGAUCACCAAACGGUCAAAAUUGGCAGUCGGUUGCCGAUCGAAUAAACGAGCUUGAGCGACAGAAUCAAAAUAGCAAUAUCAGUAAUAAGAGUAUUACAAAUAACCAAAAAUAUACGUAUUUGGAUCCAGCAAAAACUACGCGUGUACCAAAUAUGACUUUAAAAGCCUUUCAAAAGAAUGCCGUUCAAUCAUAUUUUGAACGACAACAACAGCAGCAACAACAACAAAUAUCACCUUUGAAAGACAAAUGUACGAGUCAGCAAACAGCCAAACUUAACUCAAGUCAUAUGGUUAAUGGAACGAAUGGAAGCAUUGCAUACGAGAAUAAUGUGAAAUAUGGUGCAACUAGAAACAGUAACGAAAUUAGUUCAAAUGGCACCAGUGUGAUACGGCCUCAAUCUUUACCUACGAAUAAAGUCAGUAUAUCAAUGGAAUUGAUACCACAAACACGACUUUCGUUGCCCAACAAAUUGUCGCAAAUUAUCAACCUUACAACACAACUAUCGGCCCAGAAACAAGCAUCAAAUGGUAGCGUCAGUUUGUUACAACGACAAGGUGACCGAAUAAACAGCCCCGUAAAAUCGCCAGCAAACCAAACAUACACGACCAUACCGGUUGACAAAAACCAUUUGCAAAGUAUAAACGAAUCCGGAGUUCCUCCACCACCGCCGCCUCCGAGAAGAGUAAAUGUAAUGCCGGUUAGAAGAACGUCAUCCGCUGCUGAAUAUUCGGCAUAUCGUGAUCAAAAUGUUCUCAAACAACAUUUCUCCAAUGAUUUACGCGGUGCAGUUGUCAUGGGCCCAAUUAUAUCUCUAGAUGAAUGGAUUCCAGAGAGACCACCGAAAAAUCCAUCGCUUCGUGUUCCUAGUCCCGAUUUGCCACCACCUCCAUCACCCUUGGCAAACAAUCAAUGCAAUCUUAUCAUUGAACAUCAAGAUGAUCCAUUACCACCGCCACCGCCAGAAAUUCUGCGGCAAACAUCUGACCCGGAAAACAAACUGAAUACAGCCAAUCGAAGAAAUAGUUUUGCUGGACAGCCGACGACACGAAAACCAUUUAUCAAAGCCAAUAAUUUUGAGAAUUUAUCGCCUCCCUUAUUGCCGCGUAAGCCAAAUUCAACGGAUCUCUUUAAUCCGAGACCAUUUUCGAGUAUGCGACAACCGCACGGUUUCCAAGUGAAGAAGGCCAUUCUACAAACGCAACAGGCCAUUAAAGCGAAAAACAAAGUGAUAAUGAAUGGUCGACUAGAGCAGCCAAUUGUCAAUCGAACACCAUCCAACGAAAAUCGAGCUUCGAUGCGCAUGCGGAAGCGCAGCCACAAUGCUCUUAUGUCAGUGGCAACUACUGAUGAUAGCAAUCGCAUUGGGAGCAACUCUAAGGCGUCCUAUUUGCCGCGACAAUCCCACGAAAAGCUCACAUCCGAUCCGGACCAUGGCAGCUACAAAUUAACCUUGAAUUCCAAUGAGGAUUCCAUACAUUUACCACACUUUAAUGAUCAGCUGCAUGCAACAAAAAUCAAUAAUUUACCAGAUGUUCUACCGUUAGGCGUCAAAAUGAAAAGCGUGUCGACGACACGUUAUGGUUCUAAUACGACCUUAAACAAUGGCAACAACGGCGAUGUAUCAAACAGUGUGAUAAAUAAUGAGAAACUGAACCACCAUCGUCAUCAUCAUCACGGUAACAAUAUCGGAAGUUUCCCGAAUGGCAAAAUGAAUGCCAUGAUGAAUUCAACCAAAUACAUUUCGCAAUCGACGAUCGAUUUGAAACGAGCCCAUCACCUAUUCAAUAACAGUGUUUGCGCACGAAUUACAAAUACCGAAUCGUUAGGGAACCUACUUGAUUGCUCCAAUCAUCGGCAAUCAUCGACACCAAAUCUGCAGCCAUUGAUUUCGCAUACAAAUGAACAUCGCGCACAAAUUACCGGUACAAAUCUAACGGUAUCCCAGCACAAUGCAAUGAAUACAAAUGGCUUGGUGCAACCACCAUUGCAACCGCACAACGAUAAAGGUAACACGAUACGGUGCAAUGAUAUUAUGGAUUCGUUGCUUUCGGCACGCGAUCAGGAUGCAAAAAUCAGUCAAUUGCAAAACAAACUAUUGUCAUCGCAACGUAUUCAUCACGCUAAUAUUGCCGAAAUUAAUGAUGAAGAUGCGUUCAACGAUUGCCUCAGUACCGAUGAUUCAUCGAGCGUAUCGCAAUUAUCAUCGGAAUCCAUAUCAUCCGUUGAACUGAAUGGCGAUCAAAAUUACAAGGAGUCACCAAAUCAAAAACCCACCAUCGUCAUAAAAUCAGACGCAAAGGACGACAAGCACAAUGAUGGUGAUAGCAGUCAAUUAGCUGAUGAUGUGGCAGCAAUAAAACUCAACGAAAUGGCCACAUUAGAAGUUGGAUCUCAAACAGACGAAAGUAUUUCAGACGAAAACAAUGGUUGCAUGUCAACAAAUGGCAUCGAUGCCGGUGGCACAAUGCAGCCGAGAACAAAAACAGAAAUUGUGAUUCAAACGAAGUUGACCGACGAAUUUGAUUGUAAAAAGCUCACCGAAUCACUAGUUGAGCAGUUGUUACCAAACGAUCGUCUGCGGAACAUUCUAGCUCCAAAAGUGUACAAAUCGACCAGUGAUUAUGUGACUGGUUUAUAUAAUCCAAAAAUGGCAUCGCGAAGUACUAAAAAAGAUGCGGGUACGUCGAUGCAUCGUGAGCAACAUCUGGACCUAACCGAAAACACACCGUUGAAUGGAAGCUCUUUCUCCAUGAAUGACUCGAACCAUCCGAUAUUCUCGCGACAUGUGAAUGGAAGUCGAUUCAAUCGCGAUGUGCAGCUGAUCAAUGGUGAUGUGUGCGAUUUAACCAAACAAAAAGAAGAGCUCGUGAUUCGUUUAACGAAACAAUUAGUGGCAUUGACGAACGACCGAACAAUAAUUACCGAUCAAAAUACCACAAACGAUUUGCUCGGUACAGACAUAUCCAGCAUUGUGGCACAAAAAGUACGGCCCAGCGAAGCAAGCAAAUUUCGAUCACAUGUUGAUGAUGUUGGCCAUAUUACGAUGCUAUUGCUAUCGUUGUCUGCCCGAUUGGCGCGCAUCGAAAAUAGCUUAUUUAAUAUGUCAGAUGCGACUGAAAAGAAAACACUUGAAGGAAAACGAGUUCGUCUGUUGGAACAGUUGGAUGAAGCGAAACGACUCAAGAUUGAUAUUGAUCGGCGCGGCAAAUUGAUCGCACAAAUUUUGGAGAAAAAUCUUACGCCAAAAGAGUAUGCUGAUUAUGAUUAUUUCAUCAAUUCGAAAGCGAAAUUGAUCGUGAAUUUACGUGAAAUCACCGAUCGCAUCCAACAAAGUGAAGAGCAAUUAAACGCACUCAAAGAGACCUUAUUGCAUAGUGAAUGCUGACUUAUUAAGACAAAAACCAUUGUUGAUUCUUUUUUUCCUUCAUAUUUAAGGUCGCAAAUGUGUGAUGAGUACUGCAUAAACAUUUUAAAUAUUGUUUUUAAAGAACUAAACCGAAUACAUUCAGUUAACAUAGUAUCGGUACCUGAAGGUUAGCUCCUAAUUAGCAGCAGCUCUAAAAUUGAAAAUAAUUUGCGGCUUUUUCUGGAGCUUACACCUAGGAACAUGGCAUUAUGUUAGCUGAACGUAUUCACUGGAACUAAAUGACACUUCUACGUUCAUUCAUCAAAUUUAACGCAAGUUUAUAGCAUGUAAUGUUCUCUCGACAACUUUCUGUUGUGCCUUUUAUCAACAUUUCAUUGUUGUAGAUUAUAUACUUUCUGUAUUUAUACUAUAUAUAUACCUAUAUAUUUAGAUGCACGUACAGAUCAAAGUAGUUGUCACAUCAAAUUGAUACUAGACAUUUGAAGAGAAAAAAAUAGAAAGUUUGCAAAAAUACCAACAACUCGCUGCCAAAAAACACGUUGAUUUGAAAUUCAAUCAUUUUUAAAAUGUAUCUUGUCUAUAAUCGACCAAUUUCUGAAUUCAUUUAAAACAAACACAGUUUGCUCAUUGAAUAACUGUACAGUGUACACAAGCAUCACACACUGAACCCAAGCAAAUCAAACAAAACACAACAAAAAAUAUAACCAAAUGAAUUUUUAUGUUUCACUUUGUUCUGUAAGUGCCUUGUGGAAAUAAUUCAAGAGAUAAAACAAAAGUUUUAAAUUUCUGUGAUCACUCAACACAGCAGAUUUCCAGAUUGAUUAAUCGGGCAGCUGGUUGCAACAAAAUUUUCAACGUAUUUUUGUGCUAUAAUCCAUAUAUAUUUUGAGUCACUGAAAACAAAAUUUUUAGUGCAAUAUGUAUGCGUGAAUGCUCAAAAAUCCGUCUCGAAAUUCAACGAAACUUUUUUUUAAUUCAAGACAAAUUUUGGUUAAAAUGGGACGCUUUACUGAUGAAUUUAUUUUUUUUUAUUUCGUCCCAAUCGAAUCGGUUAUACACUAAAUAAUUCAUCUCGAUGUGUGUGCUUCGAUUUUUUGUCAUUUCAUUUAUUUCAAUGGUUUAUUGUUGAAAUAAUGUUGAGAUGGGCAAAACGAUCGUUACCGAUUCAUAAAAAAUUCAAACAGAGGUACAAAUUACAGUCCACAAUGAACUGGCUUCGCCUCGACUUUGCUAUUUUUCACAUUCAAACAAUCAAAUCAUUCAUUCGCAAAUGCCUCUUUACAGUCGGUUCAAAACUCAUUGAAUUUACAAGUCAACGGAGUUCAAGCAAAACAAGAAGUUGUAGCAUUUCCCGGGUGAACAUGUACAGUUGUUAUGUUAUGCGAGGAAAUGUGUGCAAAUUGUGUGUUAGUUAACAUAUUGAAAAUUCAUUGUUUCUAACGCAUUCACCAACAUCUCUUUAUUCGCCUACUGCACACAAUUCUAGAUAGAGUAUGUUAGUGACUCUAACAUGAUUUCAAUUGCGCUGACUCGAUCCAAUUGGUAAACUAUCUGGAUAUGCACAUUUUCUUUCGAUCGUAUAUUUCGUGAUUUUUCUUUGCUAUGAAAUAAAAUUAUUCAACUAUAAUUUAGAAUGACUAUUUUAUUUAGGAUUAAUUUUCUAGUAGUAACUAAAUAAGAGAUUGAUUUCGCACACAAACAAAUAAUUACAAAUAAUUAGAACAAAUGCCUGUACUAUUUCAUCGUAUUCACAUUUUUAUGUUAUAUAUGUAUUCAAUUUUAUAUGAUUAAUAAAAUUAUUACCGAAUAAUUAAUUAA